AUGAUCACCACACUCGAUAAGCGUUUCAAGUUGCCGACGUUUGAGGUCUUGAAGAAUGCGGUGGAAGAAGUGAUGAAGGGUCAGACUGCUUUGACCUUUGAAGAUUCUAGAUCGACUUUUCCGGUUCCCUCCACGUUGUUUAAGGAUUCGAAUGAUGUUAUGAAGAAGAUGGAAGCUGAUCGGCGCCCCAAGGAGGUAUCCGAUGUUUCAAAACCUCCGGCAACCAUCGAUGAGAUCUCAAAGAUGCUCCAGUCGUUUGAGCAGCGUUUGAAGAAAGAACUUUCAACUCCCCAACCUUCGCAAACCACUCCAUCCGGCUCCCGUCCACCUAUGGUCUGCUAUUAUUGUCACUAUGAAGGCCAUGGAACCGGUCGAUGUCAGAAACUUCAAGAGGACAAAGAAAAUAAGCUUGUAGAGCAGCAGGGUAAUAACUUUUUCCUUCCAAAUGGUGCCCUUAUUCCAUUUGAUCGUACCCGACCUAUCCGGCAUGUUGUUGCUUCCUAUCAACCACCGAGACCGUCUACGAGUUUUGUUUCAACCGAAUUCAAGGCCAGCUGCAGUACUCUUCAGCCAUGGUAUCCACCAGCCGUCUCAUCUCAGUCUUUCUCUGGAGCCUACGAAUCUGAUCCCGCUAGGAAGAGGCAUGAAGAGCCAAAACCCUACAAGGCCCCUUCUGUUCCCCCGUCUCAGACUCGCCGUCCCAUCAGGAAGCCCUCUACCGUGUCCCCUAGACCUGAAAAGGACGAGAUGGAAGUUGAGCCCGAGCUCUUUGAAAGAGGACCAGCCGAGCCUAGUCAUACCGAGGUCCCAUCAAAUGAUCCUGUUUCUCCGUUGCCUCCAUCAAAUGAUCCCGUUCCUCCGUCACCUCCUUCCAAGCCCGCUAGUUCUCAACCCAAAGUCCGUUUCGAACGAGGAGUCACCAAAGAACAUCCGAAUGCUGUGGAUGGUGUACUCAAGAAGAUCUCUGACCUCAGGGUUCCCGAUAUUUCUGUGAAUGAAGAAAUGGGUCUCCCGUCGUCGCGUUGA
This is a messenger RNA of Puccinia graminis f. sp. tritici CRL 75-36-700-3, 1026 nucleotides long. RefSeq lists its product as uncharacterized. The record is from RefSeq and is a predicted model, not a curated record. NCBI's taxonomy places the organism in Eukaryota, Fungi, Basidiomycota, Pucciniomycetes, Pucciniales, Pucciniaceae. The coding region runs from base 1 to 1026 and encodes 341 amino acids. The transcript is spliced from 2 exons.